AUGGGGCUUCCCGAGGAGCGGGGCCAGAGCGGCACCAGGAGCGGUGGCCGGGAGGAAGCUGGAGCCGGGGACCGGGCGCGGAGUUGGUCUCCGCCGCCCGAGGUCAGCCGCUCCGCGCACGUCCCCUCGUUGCAGCGCUACCGCGAGCUGCACCGGCGGUCUGUGGAGGAGCCGCGGGAGUUUUGGGGAGAUAUUGCCAAAGAAUUUUACUGGAAGACCCCAUGCCCCGGCCGGUUCCUCCAGUACAACUUUGAUGUGACUAAAGGGAAAAUCUUCAUUGAGUGGAUGAAAGGAGCAACUACCAACAUCUGCUACAAUGUACUGGAUCGAAAUGUCCAUGAGAAAAAACUUGGAGAUAAAGUUGCAUUUUACUGGGAGGGCAAUGAGCCAGGGGAGACUACCCAGAUCACAUACCAUGAGCUUCUGGUCCAAGUGUGUCAGUUCAGCAAUGUUCUCCGAAAACAGGGCAUUCGAAAGGGUGACCGAGUGGCCAUCUACAUGCCAAUGAUCCUUGAGCUCGUGGUGGCUAUGCUGGCGUGUGCCCGGCUUGGGGCUUUGCACUCCAUUGUGUUUGCAGGCUUCUCUGCAGAGUCUCUAUGUGAACGGAUCCUGGAUUCCAGUUGCAACCUUCUUAUCACUACAGAUGCCUUCUACAGGGGAGAAAAGCUUGUGAACCUGAAGGAGCUGGCUGACGAGGCCCUGGAGAAGUGUCAGGAGAAGGGUUCCCCAGUGAGAUGCUGCAUUGUGGUCAAGCACCUGGGGCGGGCAGAGCUGGGCAUGGGUGACUCUCCCAGCCAGUCCCCCCCAAUUAAGAGGCCAUGCCCAGAUGUACAGGCUAAUGAGUGCGAUAAAGAUGAGAAGCGAGCAUGGAGAAAUGGAGAUGGAAGAGAGAUGGAUGCUGUGAAAGGGGUACUGGCAGAGCCAGAAUCCCAGAGGAGGAUUUCCCUCCAGCUCUGCCAAGCCUCUAUUCAUUGGUCAGUAGGGAUGGUCACAAGGCAACCAACCUCUGAGGCUCCAUUCCUCCCACAGGGUGUGGUACACACAGUUGGAGGCUACAUGCUUUAUGUGGCCACGACCUUCAAAUACGUGUUUGACUUCCAUGCAGAAGAUGUGUUUUGGUGCACAGCAGACAUUGGCUGGAUCACUGGCCAUUCCUACAUCACCUAUGGGCCACUGGCCAAUGGUGCCACCAGUGUUUUGUUUGAGGGGAUCCCCACAUACCCGGAUGAGAGCCGCCUGUGGAGCAUCGUGGACAAAUACAAGGUGACCAAGUUCUACACAGCACCCACAGCCAUCCGUCUGCUCAUGAAGUUUGGAGAUGAACCUGUCACCAAGCAUAGCCGGGCAUCCUUGCAGGUGCUAGGCACAGUGGGUGAACCCAUCAACCCUGAGGCCUGGCUGUGGUACCACCGGGUGGUAGGUGCCCAGCGCUGCCCCAUCGUGGACACCUUCUGGCAAACAGAGACAGGUGGCCACAUGCUGACUCCCCUCCCUGGUGCCACACCCAUGAAACCUGGUUCUGCUACCUUCCCAUUCUUUGGUGUAGCUCCUGCAAUCCUGAGUGAGUUUGGGGAAGAGUUGGAAGGUGAAGCUGAAGGUUAUCUGGUGUUCAAGCAGCCCUGGCCAGGGAUCAUGCGCACAGUCUAUGGGAACCACGAACGUUUUGAGACCACCUAUUUUAAGAAGUUCCCUGGGUACUACGUGACAGGAGAUGGCUGCCGGCGGGACCAGGAUGGCUAUUACUGGAUCACUGGCAGGAUUGAUGACAUGCUGAAUGUAUCUGGACACCUGCUGAGUACAGCGGAGGUGGAGUCAGCACUUGUGGAACACGAGGCUGUUGUGGAGGCAGCCGUGGUAGGCCACCCUCAUCCUGUGAAGGGCGAAUGCCUCUACUGCUUUGUUACCUUGUGUGAUGGCCACACCUUCAGCCCCAGCCUCACUGAGGAGCUCAAGAAGCAGAUUAGAGAAAAGAUUGGCCCCAUUGCCACACCGGACUACAUCCAGAAUGCACCUGGCUUGCCUAAAACCCGCUCAGGGAAAAUCAUGAGGCGAGUGCUUCGCAAGAUUGCUCAGAAUGACCAUGACCUGGGGGACAUGUCUACUGUGGCUGAUCCAUCCAUUAUCAGUCACCUCUUCAGCCACCGCUGCCUGACCAUCCUGUGAACGAGACCCUGUUCUUUACUCAGGAUUCCCCCUGCUUGGCUCUCCAGUUUUGCACAUCCUCCCUGACCCCAUCCAGGAGUGCUGAGAGCCAGUGCUGACCCACACCACCUUCCUUAACCAGCUGACUGGGACCCAGGAACCACCUUUGUCCCUGCAUGGAGACAACUUCCUGUGACUGCUAGGUAGAAGGGAUAGGGCCUAGGUCAGCCUCAGACUGCAAAGAGCUCUCAGCCCAGAACAGGGACCUAAAGGCCACAUCCCCAACUCAAGUGUUCAGAGGGCAAGUGAGGGCCUAGACUAAAGCAGAGAAGCAGCUUUGUAAUCCUGUCAGCUCUCUCAGGAAGCACCAGUACUUAUAUCGGGCAUGCACUUGCCCUUAGAAACAACACUUUGUAAGUCAAGGAACAAUUGAUGAUUGUUUUUUAAAUACUUUGCUGCUUCUGUUCUGGGUCUGAAUUCCCUUUUGUGCCAGAUGGCAGUACUGUCUGCCCAUUUGCUCCGGGGUUCAGGCAGGUUCAAUCUCCAGAGGGUUUUCAGAUCAUCUGCUUCUUUAAAGGAGUGGAUGUAUUUUGUUCCUAGGGCCAGAGGAGCUUGUCUUCCUUGUCCUCUCUUUCCAUCCUCCCCUGAACAGAGACCUGCCCAUGAGAGACAGUCUCAGAUGAAACUCUUUUCUUGCCCCAGUUGUGCUCAAGUCCUGUGGUUGUAGGAAUAAAGUCUGUGACCUCAAGAAA
Molecule: messenger RNA, 2894 nt
Organism: Galeopterus variegatus (Sunda flying lemur)
Lineage: Eukaryota; Metazoa; Chordata; Mammalia; Dermoptera; Cynocephalidae
Gene: ACSS2
Product: acyl-CoA synthetase short-chain family member 2
Exons: 18
Coding region: 1-2163 (720 amino acids)
Biological process (GO): acetyl-CoA biosynthetic process
Cellular component (GO): cytoplasm
Molecular function (GO): acetyl-CoA synthetase activity
Source: RefSeq, a predicted model, not a curated record